This is a messenger RNA of Striga asiatica, 891 nucleotides long. The record is from the annotation of a GenBank genome assembly. Lineage: Eukaryota; Viridiplantae; Streptophyta; Magnoliopsida; Lamiales; Orobanchaceae.
AUGGAGGUGGGGGGACGGACACCGCUCUCGGUGGCGACAAAUCUGGAGAAGAGAAAAGGUAAGACGAGAGUAGAUUGGAACAGUGACAACCACUUGGCCGGUGCAUGGAGGCGGGAGAUGAAAGGCGCUGCUCGGUGGCCGGCGGAGAUUAUCUUGGAAACGCACGAUUUUUUCACUGUGCGUCGCGGGCUUCACUUUAUUUGCCGGGCCGGAAACGCGGUUAACAACUGCACAUUUUUGAACCCAAACCCUCCAAAUGCUCCACCAAGAAAGUUAAGUCCACCACCACCGCCGCCCAACAAAGACUGCCAAUCAAACCCUCCACCACUCCCAACUCCACCCAAAACACCCACCUCCAUAACGCCCACCAUAGCCUCCUCCAGCCCUUCCCGCCAAUAUUGCCUGAACCAUCGCGUUAUUUCUGCUCACCCUCUGCUGAAUCGCCUGAACGAGCAUCUCAUUAUUCUGCCUGCUGCUGUUGAGCCCAAACCCCACCGUGGGGCCCACGGCAGCCGGAACACCAACCGCAUUAUUAUUCACCCCCGCACACUUCAAAUGGGCGUCGAACCCGCACGGGCCGCACCUGUAGAGCCAGCGGCCCGGCCCGCCCGGGCCCUUGCAUAUAUCGCAGCAGAAGCCGGAAAACUCACCAUAGGGCGACUCGAAAGCGAGCCUGAGCUCGUGCGGGUGGCGCGCGUCGAGCCCGCAGGUCUUGCAGUGGUAGCAGAAGGCCCGGCCCGUAAGGCCGCAGGCGUCGCAGUUGAAGAGGGCGUCGGGGUAGGCGGGCCUGGGAAGGAGGGUGAAGACGUGUUGGUUGUGGAAAGGGUGAGUGAUGUUGGGAGGGAAGUCGAGGCAUUUUUCGUGGAGGAAAAAGUUGCACGGGGCGCAUGA